Molecule: messenger RNA, 4530 nt
Organism: Scleropages formosus (Asian bonytongue)
Lineage: Eukaryota; Metazoa; Chordata; Actinopteri; Osteoglossiformes; Osteoglossidae
Product: E3 ubiquitin-protein ligase rififylin
Exons: 7
Coding region: 688-1737 (349 amino acids)
Biological process (GO): negative regulation of extrinsic apoptotic signaling pathway via death domain receptors; proteasome-mediated ubiquitin-dependent protein catabolic process; protein K48-linked ubiquitination
Cellular component (GO): cytoplasm; plasma membrane
Molecular function (GO): ubiquitin protein ligase activity
Source: RefSeq, a predicted model, not a curated record
GGAAGGGUGUCGGGUGGGUACGUGAUUUAUUUAAUACUGCUGGUGGUGGUGAAAAAGUGCGUAUGAUGAUGAUUAUAGAUAGAGGUGAAAGGAAUCCAAAAAUUGUAGUGUGUGUAAAAAUGACGUAGAAUAAGGCAGGUGCGAAUGUAACAAUGUUGAGUACAGCUGGUCCACCAGCGGCGCCAGGACCCCUAGACACUGGACCCUCUGUACUGGGGGGAGCGCAGGAGCACCGAAGAUACCCUGGAUACCCUGGCCCUGGUUUGUACACCCGUUCGGGACAACGCAGUAGACGCACGAGUGCGGCGUACAAAGUGUACAAGGAGCACUAACUACACGACGGACUGAGCGUUACACCGUAAACACGCUGUAAACGCAGGGUAAACGCAGUACAGCGCUGCACUGGAACCCAACUGUCCCUCCGCCCUCCAUCGUGUGCUACUGUACCGGUUCGCUUUACCGGGACUUUGACUGAGCGGGAAAAUACAGUGGUUUUGCAGUAAAUCGUUGCAUUGUGGGCAACGUGUGAAUGAAGUGCGAUUUACGGGAAUAUUGGGGGGCUGCGUUUGCUGGGGGGGGGGGGCGCUAAGCAGGUUGGGAGAACCGGAUUGACGUUCAAGUCCUGGAGGAAAAGGGCUCCUCGGACCAAGAGCUUUAUGCCCCGGUGUCCAGGUGUCCAAUAAAGGCAUGUGGACGUCCUGCUGCCGCUGGUUCUGCGCGGAUGCGGCCGGUACCAGAGUGGAGGACAGCACAGCAGCGCGGCGCACCUACAUGAGCUCCGGGUGCGGCCGGCCGCCGCCUGCCUCCGCCGAUGUCCUGUGCAAGGCGUGCGGCGGCUGCUUUGGCACCUUGACCCACAAGCACGUGUGCGUGGACUGCAAGAAGAACUUCUGCAGCCGUUGCUUCGUGCAGCUGGAGCUGCGCCCGCGGCUCUGCCUCACGUGCCAGCGCUUCCACCGCACCCUCUUUGACCGCGCCGAGCUCAUGAGGCUCAAGGUGAAGGAUCUGCUCGACUACCUGCACCUGCACGAGGUUCCCACGCAGACGUGCCGCGAGAAGGAGGAGCUCGUGGAGCUGGUGUUGGGACAGCGGAGCCCCAGCAGUACCAGCAGUGGCGGCGAAGCGGUCACCCAGCGGGGGGCACCCCAGCGACGGACUGCCGCCGUGGCCACGCCCCCAAGCCCACCGGCCCCUGUGGUGCUGAGGCCUCGCAGUCCGGAGGAAGACCAGGCUCCGUUCGUGCCAUUGGCCUCGAGACCGGAGGACACACCUGUCCAGGAGGAGGACACGGAGGCCCAGGAGGAUUCAGAGUCCCAGUCCUCGGAUGUGGAGGAGAACCUGGUCCCUGGGCGCAGGGCCUCUCUGUCCGACCUAAGCUGCGUGCGGGACAUCGAGGCGCUUAGCGUACGGCAGCUCAAGGAGAUCCUGGCGCGCAACUUUGUGAGCUACGCGGGCUGCUGCGAGAAGUGGGAGCUGAUGGAGAGGGUCACGCGGCUCUUCAACGAGCACAAGGACCUCCGGCGGCUCGCUUCCAAAAGUAAAAGUGGCUCAGAGAAAGCGCCAACUCAGCCGGCGCUCGAGGAGAACCUGUGCAAGAUCUGUAUGGACUCGCCCAUCGACUGCGUCCUGCUGGAGUGCGGCCACAUGGUCACCUGCAGCAAGUGUGGCAAGCGCAUGAACGAGUGCCCCAUCUGCAGGCAGUACGUGGUGCGCGCCGUGCACGUCUUCAGGUCCUGAUGCACCCAGCGGGGAGCGCCGCCGGAGACACACCCUUGGCGCACACCCACACGCAGAGAUAACGCUGAACGCAUGGGUCCGAUGAAUGGCACCUCCUGUCCAGCAGGAAGGGGAGGGAUCGGCCAGCCGGCCGUCAACAGCGGCCGUCAUGUCCUUCCAGGGCCAGCAUUUAGCCCAGGGGACCAGAGUGUCCAGGCUUCUCCUGCAAGGACCGCAGUGCUUCCGCUUUCCCAGCUCCCCGUUGGCCAAUGAAAAUGGCUGGCGCCAACUUGUCUUUUCAAGCACAGUUAAUGGGCAGAUUGGAUCAAUUUACCUCUAGGACCACGCAGGGUGUUGGUUGUGUCCAAAUGGCAAGUUGUGAGCUAGGGGAGGGUGGAAAGCGGGAGCUCCUGCAGCCUUUGCUGGUCACACUGGUGUCGCUGGAGUUGUCGGUGUCACUCGUACACAGAGCGCAGUUGUUGCGCGGACGCUUGUUGCCAAAUUCUCUAACAUCCGCCAGAAAAGGAGGUGCUUCCAUAAAUAUGCUUUUAGUUUUCCCUUCGGUGUGGGUAAAGGCAGGUAACUGUCAUGUUCUCCAUUUGAAGCUCUGUGUGUAGUUGUCAGUGUGGCCCAUCUACCUGUCAGCGUACCUUAGCGACAUACAUUGGUGAAAUGCACUGGAGUAGCAACGGCAGUGAGGGUACACAACAUGCUGCGUGUCACCGACUGAUCAGCUCUAAUGCUUCCCCUGCUGGUACACUGCGAAGCUCUUGGAAGAGCUGGCAAUAGGUGUCAUGUGGACAGGGAUGCUGUCGACGUGACGCUUCUCAUUGGCGACGAGAAGUGGCUUCUCUCGGCGGAACAUCUUUCCUCAAAUCCCUUACCACCACUGCCUUCGCAUCAAGUGCCCUGGAGCUCUUUGAGCGCUGAACUUCUCGAAGUGCGUCUGCUUUCUUGCCUCAAGCAACGCAGAACAUCAGUUGUGGAGUCUGUGAUGUGAAACAACUUCUCAGAUCCGAGUGUCAGUUUGAAAUUGGUUUCAGGCACUCUGUGCUCAUACUUACACUUUUGGGGGGGAGAGAACACUGACAUGAUCAAAAAUUCUGCAAGUACUCACAACCAAGUUUAAUGUGAAUUUGUUAUGCAAAUAAUUGAUGGUGAGUUUAGCUUGGUAUGUAUGGAGAAAACUUUCUGCUGCGAUUGUGGUACCACAUACACAGUGAUGGAAAGGGUGCUGUGCUGUCUCAUGCUGUGCCUCGCAUCACAGCUCAGGUUUCAUCAUCUUCUGUGGGUAUUCGCUCUUACUCGGUGACGUGUGUCUGGAUGAAAUGAUUUUAUGCCAGUGCCUAUGAGCUCAGUUCCUAUUGCUGUGGACCUCAGGGUGUCCUGGCUUUCAUUCAGGGCUUCAUCGUAAAAUCUAAUAUAGUUAAUAAAGCAGAUGAUUGUUUAAUGCAGAGAUUUGAUAGCAAAACCACAACUGCGUCACAUUAAACUGUUAAUGCUCUUUUUGAAAGCACAUCUUCGUGUUCAUUUUGGUUUCUGGAAGUGUCGUCGUGGCACUAAUAAGAUGGGUGUUUUACUGAGACGACUGGUGCCAAGCAGAACCCACAGAAUCAGGAGCCGAGUUCCUCGCUUUUACACUAGUGUUGGGUGUCGCUCUGCCCCGCCGUACACUUCAGCCAGGGCGCCGCAAGUCAAAUGGGCAGCAAACCCAACGCUGGGCCCUAACCGGUGGUUACGGUUACGGGAGAUGCCGGCAGUACACGGCCUGCAGUGCCAUCGGUGCCGUUUGCUGCUGUGGCUCACAGAGAACGGCCACUGCACUACAAUUUAUUUUUCUAACCACUUUUUCAAGCUAUCGCUUCACGCGUUUUAUGGCUAUAGCAAUAAAGCGCUGUCUCGCAUGACGUCGCCGCCAGGGACAUGUACACGGUGUCUCGCGCGCGUUCGCGAGCAACCUACGGUACGGCCGUGUCGUUUCCUCUGAGCCAGCACCUCGAACCAGCCGGCCAACUCUCAGGAAUUACUUUUCUCGAUACUUUGAGCCAGUGUGAGGUCACUGAGCUCUUGUAUUUUUUUCUUUUUGCUCUCCAUUGAAAUGCAGAAAGAUCCGAAAAGUUUCAGAUCCCACAGUCAAGUGCAGAAUUUUGACUUCCAACAGUUUACUGGUAAAAAUUAAUUUCAAGGGUUUUCAGCCAGGUUGUUUAUGGUUGUCUCCAUAAAAGCGAAAGUGUUUCCUUCAAGAAAAAAAGGUGCUUCAGAAUGAUUCAUAGUGCAUUAUUAAAUAGAAGGCCAGAACCAUUCGAUUCGCAUUCUUGCUCCAAGGUGCAGCCCUUGAAAGAAAAGUGGGUGUGAGGAAGUGUGACCACGGCGGAGGCCUGCACUUGAUGCACGUACUGUUUUCGGGAGCUACGGGAUCCACACGUAUUAAUAAGCUGCAGUGGCCUUCAGAUGAGGGUGCUGCGUGUGGUCAAAUCGUGUAUUUUGCGGUAAGACGUCUCGUCAAAUGUUAAUUACUGGGAGUGGUAAAAAUACACCGAAGGAAACCGGACCAGUUCGGUCCACUGGACUGUAAGCAAAAAGAUUUUCUAAUGAGUAUAAAACUAAAUAUUAAACAUGUAAUGGGAAGAAGUCAGAAUUGAUGCCAUAUGGAUGUACAUGCGCUCGAAAAAGGAAAGGAACGUCCAUUUGGAAGGAACCUGUUCCCUGUAAAACCGUGUAGGUGUACAAACGUGUAUACCCUGAAUUCUGCUUUGUUUUUAGAGUUAUUUUUCUAUGGACUGAAUAAGACAGUUUUCCUGGGGAUUUGGUGGA